Molecule: messenger RNA, 609 nt
Organism: Tinamus guttatus (white-throated tinamou)
Lineage: Eukaryota; Metazoa; Chordata; Aves; Tinamiformes; Tinamidae
Source: RefSeq, a predicted model, not a curated record
UUGGAAACACAGUCUUUGCAUGAAGCAGAUGAAGAUGUGGUCACUGAUGUCGACUUCACCAGUAUGAUUUCUGAAGAAGAGAAAGAAGAGUUAAAGACUGAGCUAGCUAAGCUAGAGGAUGAAAUCUCAACUUUGCGGCAAGUAUUAGCAGCCAAAGAAAAGCACCUGGUGGAAAUUAAACAAAAACUUGGCAUAAGUCUGAUGAAUGAACUGAAGCAGAACUUUAGCAAAAGCUGGCAUGAUAUGCAGACAACUUCUGCUUACAAGAAAACACAUGAAACCCUGAGCCAUGCAGGACAGAAGGCCACAGCAGCUAUCAGCAACGUAGGAACUGCUAUCAGCAAGAAGUUUGGAGAUAUGAGAUCGCAUUCGAUUGGCUACUCCAUUCGCCAUUCCAUAAGCAUGCCUGCGAUGAGGAAUUCUCCAACAUUCAAAUCGUUUGAGGAGAAGGUUGAGACCACUGUCACAAACCUUAAGACCAGGGUUGGCGGGACGGGCCACGGCGGGGGCAGCUUCGAGGAGGUGCUCAGCUCCACGGCCCACGCCAGCGCCCAGAGCUCCCUGGCUGGCACCCGCGUGCCCGAGAGCGAGGAGGAGCUUCAGUGCUAG